UUUUUUUCAUAGAAAAUAAGGAAUAAGAUAAAUCGUUCUGAUCGGACAUAUCUCAGCCGUUGAAUUUAUCUCUGCGUCGGCAUCAUUCCACUAGGUUUCACGCGAUUUCAAAGCUAGUCUCCAUCUCCUUAUCAGUUGGGUUUGUGUCUCUUCAUUUGCCCAAUUUAUAAUUUUAUAUAUCGAUUCUUAUGCAUGAUUACUAAUGCUGGGGAAUUUAGAAUUCCAGUUUUUGCCCACCAGGUGUUUGUUGUGGUUCUUGCUUGGAAAUUAAAUAAAACUCUUCUCAUGUACUAAGCUUUGUUGUAGCUUGAACAUAUAUUAUGUAUAUGAUCCUUAUAACUCUUCGCUGCUGAAUCAUUACUUUUUCUUUCUCAAAUUGAAUAAUCCAAAAUGGGUUUUCCUCGCCAUCUCAAUCAUGUACCCAAAACAACUACGAAAGGUGCAUUUUUUGGCUCCUACGGUGGUGUUCGCAAUGUGUUCGAUGAAAUGCCCCAGAGAAGUUAUACAUCUUUCGCCAAGCGAACACACGAUGAUAUUGGAUACAGGAACAAGUUUUAUAACCCCAGGCUUCGACCAGGCUUUUAUAGAUCCGCCCAUAGCGUCGCAGAUCCCCAAUUCGUCGUAGUUCCGAACACCCGUGAAGAAACUCCCGUUUCCGACUCCAUUCGGGUCUCAAAAGACGCCGAAAAGAUCUGCCGAAUACUCUUGACAAAGACUGGUUCCAGCGUCGAGUCUUCACUCGAUGACUCCGGAGUAGCGGUGUCGCCGGCUCUUGUAGAGGAAACUCUUAAGAGGUUGAGUAAUGCGGGAAUGCUUGCGCUUGCCUUCUUUCGUUGGGCCGAGAAGAGGAAUGGUUUUAUGUAUACGACCGACAGCUUUCACUAUCUGAUCGAAGCGCUUGGAAAGAUCAAGCAGUUCAGGUUGAUUUGGAGCUUGGUGGAUUUUAUGAGACUGCGAGGUUUGGUGACAAAAGAGACCUUUGCAUUGGUUAUACGGAGGUAUGCGAGAGCGAGAAAGAUCAAGGAAGCUAUUGAAACUUUUGAAAAGAUGGGGAAUUUUGGGUUGAGGCCUGAGCUAUCAGAUUAUAAUCGUUUGAUCGAUACGAUUAGUAAGUCGAAGCAAGUUAAGAGGGCGCAGGAGCUAUUCGAUGAAAUGAAGAGGAGGAAAAAGUUCAUGCCCAACUUGAAAACUUACACGAUUCUACUCGAAGGUUGGGGCCAAGAGCGCAACUUAACAAAGCUUAAGAAAGUUUACAAGGAAAUGAUAGAUGAAGGAUUCGAGCCUGACGUCGUUACAUAUGGAAUUCUAAUUAAUGCCUUUUGUAAGUCUGAAAUGUGUGAUGAGGCAAUAAGGAUAUACAACGAGAUGGCGGCGAGUAAUUGUGAACCGACUCCUCAUAUCUACUGCACUCUAAUUAACGGGCUUGGUUCGGAGAAACGAUUAGGUGAAGCUUUGAAGUAUUUUGAGCUAUCUAAAGCUAGUGGGUUUACACCCGAGGUGCCCACUUAUAAUGCAGUUGUGGGCUCUUACUGUGGGGCCGCGAGAUUUGAUGAUGCUUUUGCAGUAGUGAAUGAGAUGAAGAGAAUUGGAAUCGGCCCAAAUUCCCGUACUUAUGACAUAAUUAUCCAUCACUUGAUCAGGGCAGGGAAGGCCGAAGAGGCAUACCGGGUUUUUCAGACAAUGGAGAAGGAUGAGGACUGUUGCCGGCCCCAGCUUAAUACAUAUACUAUGAUGGUCACUUUGUUUUGCAGUAAUGAAAGAGUAGAUAUGGCUUUGAAAAUGUGGAAGCAAAUGAGCGAGAAGGGGAUCGUUCCUUGCAUGCAUAUGUUCUCGUCGUUGAUUAAUGGGCUGUGCUAUGAGAAUAGAUUGGAUGAGGCUUGUCGGUAUUUCCAAGAGAUGCUGGACAAAGGGAUAAGGCCGCCGGGGCAGUUGUUUAGUAAAUUAAAGGAAGCACUAGUUGACGGUAGUAGAAAGGAUUUGGCUAUUGAGAUGAGCUUGAAGUUGGAUAGGUUAAGAAACAAUCCUUUGGAUGAUUAACUACAGUGAGAUCAAGUGAUAGUAAUUUUCAUAACUUUUAAUGCAAACUACAUGGUUGUUUAUAUACUUUCGCAAAGACGCGUGAGAUGUAACAAGAAAUGGAACAAUGUCAGAUCAAUUGUGAGGGCACGCAAGAUGCUGAGGUUUGUAACGAAGGGCGCAGAAUGGUGUAUUUAUUGUGUUGUUAAGUGUUGGUAUGAAGAAACAUUAAAAUUUUGCUUUCGUUGUCCCGCUUACUUGUUUAAACUUGAAUUUCUACCAAGUGGACUUAGAAUCAUCUUAUGAUUUUACCUAACAAAGUGAUUCAUGUUUCGGCAUCUGGUUUCAUUUUGGUCAAUACAUUACCUGGAGAUGUUCUUUACAUACAGUGUAUGAACUCCGACGCCAUUUUGAUGCAUUUAAUAUCAUGGACAGCUUUAUUUUGUA
Messenger RNA from Ananas comosus (pineapple), 2463 nucleotides. Its product is annotated as pentatricopeptide repeat-containing protein At1g71060, mitochondrial-like. NCBI's taxonomy places the organism in Eukaryota, Viridiplantae, Streptophyta, Magnoliopsida, Poales, Bromeliaceae. The coding region runs from base 391 to 2037 and encodes 548 amino acids. The transcript has a single exon. Gene Ontology annotation, molecular function: protein binding. The record is from RefSeq and is a predicted model, not a curated record.